AUGUCAAAUAGCGAGAGAACUAAGCCCCCACGGCCACUCAAUCGCUUGGAGCAAAGAAAGCUGCAAGAUCGAACGAGAGCUCUUUAUGGCGAUUCACCACCGCCUCAACGACAUGCCGCCCCAUAUCCCGAAGGCGAGAUCAUCUAUCACUGCAACGAUAAAUAUGCCGUGCGACACGGCGAUGCUGUCACGAAAUAUACAAUAAACCCUCACGGCAUGGGUGCGAACGACCAUCCCAACGAAGCGCAAGUGCUGCGCUUCAUUAAGGCACAUACUACGAUUCCCGUACCUGAAGUCAUCAGCAGCGAUUGGGACCGCAUUACCAUGACAUACGUUGAAGGUCAGACACUGAAACAGGCAUGGCCGGAGCUUACACCUGACCAGCGCUCAAAUAUCAUGGCCCAGCUUCGCGACUAUAUCGCCCAAAUGCGUGCCCUUGGUGGCAUCCAUCUCGGCCGCCUUGAUGGGCAGGGUGUUGUGGUUCCCUGCAUCAUGACGCGCUCUGGCGGACCGUUUGGCACCAUGACCGAGCUUCAUGAGUGGCUUGUUCGGCCGCCGAUGCGGUUACCAACGCAGUCGAUGUAUUGGCACCAGAUUACGACCCAGCUUGGUGCUGAUUAUCCCAUUGUGUUUACGCAUGGUGACAUUGCCGCACGAAACAUUUUAAUAUCUGAGGGCCGUAUCGUUGCUCUUUUGGACUGGGAAUAUGCAGGAUGGUACCCAGAGUAUUGGGAAUAUGUUUUUGCACUGCGAGGGAUGGACAAUAUUGAUUGGGAAACACUGGGCCAGCAUCUUCCGUCUCUCUUCACUAAACGCUAUGAUUUCGAAUAUAUCCUUCUGGAAUUCAUUCUCAGGCUUUCCUGA
Molecule: messenger RNA, 864 nt
Organism: Pochonia chlamydosporia 170
Lineage: Eukaryota; Fungi; Ascomycota; Sordariomycetes; Hypocreales; Clavicipitaceae
Product: protein kinase-like protein
Exons: 1
Coding region: 1-864 (287 amino acids)
Biological process (GO): protein phosphorylation
Molecular function (GO): protein kinase activity
Source: RefSeq, a predicted model, not a curated record